UCACUUUAUAUGUAUAAGUAAGAUGGUACAUUUGGGGAAUUUUCUUUUCAGAUGGAGAAGAGUUCGGUUUAAACCUAAUAGACCAUCAAGAAAAUGCUUAGGUCAUAGAUUCUUUAAAAAACAACAAAUUUUGAGAAUUUCAAACCGUUAUCAUGGUAGAGAAAGAAAUUGUUAUGGGGUUGCUAAAAGAAGAGUUAGUAGACAAUUAGGACAAGAAAGUAAUGGUCGUCAAAUUUUACAUAGGCAUUUGAAUUUGUUAUAUAAAGCUAGAGUUAGUGGUGCUUUAUUUGAUUAUAAUAUGAGUUUAUAUGAAUUUACUGCUGGAUUAAGAAAGUCCAAUAUUUUAUUGAAUUUCAAAGCAAUAUCAUUACUUGCAAUCUAUGAACCACUAUCAUUUAAAAGUUUAGUUAAAUUAUCACAAAGAGUAGUAGCAGAUGCUGGCUUAAAAAGUGCUUUAUGGACUCCACCAGAAGGUGUAUAUAUAAGAAAUAUGAAUUAAUAUGCAUUAUACUAUCUUCAAUUUUACAAAUAAAACCUAAAAAAAUCUAGCUGGUCUUCUUUAAAAUAAAUGAAACUUUAAAUGAUAUCUAUUUAUGUUGUAUAUUUUAAU
Molecule: messenger RNA, 610 nt
Organism: Gordionus sp. m RMFG-2023
Lineage: Eukaryota; Metazoa; Nematomorpha; Gordioida; Chordodea; Parachordodidae
Product: large ribosomal subunit protein bL20-like
Exons: 5
Coding region: 23-499 (158 amino acids)
Biological process (GO): ribosomal large subunit assembly; translation
Cellular component (GO): mitochondrial ribosome
Molecular function (GO): structural constituent of ribosome; rRNA binding
Source: RefSeq, a predicted model, not a curated record